UUUCACUUCGCAGCUUUCAUUGCUCCGACCCUCCCGUCUGAAAAAUUCAUCGGGUUCUUCAAAAUAGUCCUCGAAGGAGAAACCCUUUGGAAUUCCUUCACUCUUGAGCGAUUUAUAGAAGCCAACCACAUACUCAGGAUGAGUCCCCCAGGUAAACUUCAUCGUCUGCCACCUCCUCCCUCAACUCAGGGACUGUCAGCUCAGGCCCUCGCGGCUAGGCGUAAUGUUCUCUCCAAGCCGAUAACUGAGGCUUGUGAGGAGAACAAGGAGUUUCUUGCGACUACUAUCGACAAGAAGGACUAUAGUAGGACCUUACUGGUUGAUGAUGGUAGCGGCGAAGGGGCCAGAUCUGCCGGUGCUUUCAGGUUGACUCCUCGUCGUGAAUGCCUCGGUGACCGUUCUCCUCGGAGAACUCGAUCUCCUCGUCCUUCUUCACGAGAUGAUUUUAGCAACGAACCUCUUAAGAAUCUGAUUCGCCAAAAGAGAGAAAGGUCAUCUCGCAGUGACUCUUCUCCUCGGAGGGAGAAGUCUAGGGCCCGGACUGGCAGUUCCCCUCAAUCGUCUUCUCCUUCCCAACCAAUGGCUCCCCCUCCUCCUGUUGACAUGUCUUCCUCUUCCCAACAUAGUGGCGAGAAGACUGUCCGGAGCGCGUCUCCUAAAAAGGGGGGUACUGAGUCUCGAGAUACUCUCCCGAAGUCGAAGGUUGUACUCGUCCCUCAGAGCAAAUCGCUUUCAGGUCUGACGGCUAUUCAUACAUACUUUUAAAUUUU
Molecule: messenger RNA, 770 nt
Organism: Arabidopsis lyrata subsp. lyrata
Lineage: Eukaryota; Viridiplantae; Streptophyta; Magnoliopsida; Brassicales; Brassicaceae
Exons: 1
Source: RefSeq, a predicted model, not a curated record